CCACACUGUCCUUGCCAGGAACAGUCAUUGACAUUCCAUCUCAUCUGAUUGGUUUUGGCAGGUUGACCACACUGUUGCCCUCCGAGGGUCAGGAGAGACGUUUACCUCUGAACACACCAACCUUUGAUCUUCAUAAAGGGCAAAAUGAAGAGCAACUAUUCACUGGAGAAGAACAAUACUCAAGGAGUCUUUUUUAUAGAAGAUGCUUUCCGAGAGAGAUCUGAAUCUGCGGCCUCCAGUCCAGAACAUACAAAUGUGGACAACAGCAAUGCAGCCAACCCUUCCCUUUUCAGAAAAUACAACCAGAGCCUUCAGACCCUCAAACCCUUCCGCUGGUCCUCACCCCAAUCCCACCCUCUGGACAAUGCAGGCUUCCUGUCCUUUGCGACCUUUACCUGGAUGACCUCUACAAUGUGGGCCAUGUUCAGGAAUAGGUUGGACAUCAGCUCUCUCACACUGUCUCCUUUGGAUGUGGCCGAAACAAGCGGAGAAAGGCUCCUCAGGCUCUGGGAGGAAGAAGUGGCAAAGGUGGGCCUGGAGAAGGCCUCUCUGCUUCGAGUGAUCCUUCGCUUUCAAAGAACCAGACUGAUUUUGUCUACCUUUGUUGGUGUCUUUGCCAUGGCGUCAAUGUUUAUAGGCCCGGCUGUUGUGGUCUAUGAGAUCCUAAAAUAUGUUGAAGACCCGGAGAAGUCCACAGUAUACUAUGGUGUCGGUCUGGCCUUUGCUUUGUUCACCUCAGAGUUCUCCAAAGCCUUCCUAAUAUCCUUGAUGUGGGCGCUGAACCUGCGCACUGCAGUCAGAAUGAAGGGUGCCUACUCCUUGGUGGCCUUUCAGAAAGUCAUCUCUCUGCGGGUGCACAGCGGCAUCUCAAUGGGAGAGAUGAUUACUGUUUUGACCAACGAUGGUCACCGAUUAUUUGAGGCAAUAAUAUUUGGGAGCUUCACGCUGUCUAGCCCAGUGGUCUUCAUUGUGUGUAUUAUCUAUGCCUGUUACAUUCUGGGCUACACCGCACUGACUGGAGUCGCCACCUAUAUCAUCUUCAUCCCCAUACAGUUUUUCUUGGCCAAGCUCAUUAACAUGUUCAGAUGGAAAGCCAUAUUAGUAACAGACAACCGUGUUCGCACAAUGAACGAGAUUCUCAGCAGCAUCAAACUCAUCAAGAUGUACGCCUGGGAAGAAUCCUUUGAGAAGACGAUCACAGAGUUAAGGAAAGCUGAGAAGAAAGAGCUGAGGAAGGUCAGUUACAUUCAGAAUGCCAAUGUCAGCAUCAGCACCAUCAUCCCCACCAUCGCCACCGUUCUCACCUUCAUUCUACACACUUUGUUGGGUUUAAAGCUCAACUCAUCUGAUGCUUUUACCACCAUCGCCAUCUUCAACGCCAUGAGGUUCUGCCUGGCUCUACUGCCCUUGUCUGUGAAGGCCCUGGCUGAGGCUGCUGUGUCACUAGCACGACUGAGGAAAAUAUUGCUGAUCCAGAAUCCGGAUUCCUACCUGAUCCACAAAGACAGUGACUCAGCUAUAGUAAUGAAAAAUGCUACAUUCUCCUGGACCAAACCAGACAGCCAGCCAGACUCUGCCCCCAGCUCAGCCAAUGGGGUGAAGGGACACAAAGUGGAGGAGAUGUCUCAGAAUGGGGAGACUGAAACCUUGCCAACCCUGAGAAACAUCUCCUUUACGCUUCCUAAGGGCAAACUGCUUGGUGUCUGCGGGAAUGUGGGGAGUGGAAAGACAUCACUGAUUUCCAGUAUUUUGGAACAGAUGCACCUUCUGCAGGGCUCCCUCACAGCUGAUGGGACAUUUGCCUACGUUUCUCAGCAGGCCUGGAUAUUCCACGGAACUGUUCAAGAAAACAUCCUGAUGGGGGAACCUUUUGACCAGCUCAAAUACAACAGAGUGAUGGAUGUGUGUAGCCUUAGAGCUGACCUGAAAAUCCUCCCAUAUGGUGAUCAAACCGAGAUUGGAGAGCGAGGGCUGAAUCUGUCAGGAGGGCAGAAGCAGAGGAUCAGCCUGGCCAGAGCAGUCUACUCCAAUAAGGACAUCUUCCUCCUUGAUGAUCCGCUGUCUGCUGUCGAUGCCCAUGUGGGGAAACACAUUUUUGAAGAAUGCAUUAAGAAGGAGCUCCAGGGAAAAUCUGUCAUAUUGGUUACACACCAGCUCCAGUAUCUGGAGUUCUGUGAUGACAUUUUGGUUUUGGAGGAUGGUGAGGUGCUGGAGACUGGAAACCACCAAAACCUGAUGAAAGCCAACGGACGCUACGCUCAGCUCAUCAGCAACUACCAGAUGGAAGAGUCCAAUACCCAGGAUGUGGAGAAGGUAGUGUCAACCCUGGAAACUGCCCAGCUGAAGGAUGUUGAGCUGAGAGAUGGCACAGACAGCGGGAUAGUCAACCCAGGAUUUGACAUGUCAGACGAACAGAAUGAUGGAACGACUGCUGACCAAAAACCUGCUGCGGGUGAUCAGCUGGUCAGUCAGGAGGCCACCACAGAGGGUGUCAUCUCCUGGAGAGUCUAUCAGCGAUACUGCAAGGCAGCUGGAGGCUACAUUGUCACCGCCCUCACAUUGCUGAACAUAGUCCUGAUGAUUGGAUCCACAGCCAUCAGCAGCUGGUGGCUCAGCUUCUGGCUUGAGCAGGGCAAUGGGACAAGUCCACAGGGUGACAUCUCAGAAAACAAGCACUUGCACUUCUACCAAAUGAUUUAUGGCUUGAUGAUAGUUGUCACAGUGAUACUUGCCAUUAUGAAAAGCUUUUCCUACACCACGGUCACCUUGAAUGCCUCCUGCAAACUCCACAACACCAUGUUCAAGAAGAUUUUCUCCAGUCCCAUGAGUUUCUUUGACACAACACCAACAGGCCGCAUUCUCAACCGCUUCUCCAAAGAUCAAGAGGAGGUGGACACUGUGCUUCCCCUCCACAUGGACCCUUUCUUGCAGUUCGCUCUGGUGAUCAUGUUCACCAUUAUCACCAUAUCGGCUGUCUUCCCUGCCAUGCUGGUAGCUGUGGUUGUUAUGGGAGCUUUGUUCGCCCUCAUUCUCUUUGUAGUCCAGAGGAGUAUCCGUCAGAUGAAAAGGAUGGAAAACAUCAGUCGCUCUCCCUGCAUCUCUCUCACGACCUCUACACUGCAGGGCCUCAGCACCAUCCAUGCCUACAACAUAAGAGACAGCCACAUAAAACUGUUCAAGACACUCAAUGACAUCAACUCCAACCACUAUUUAAUGUUUUCCUGUGGGACACGUUGGCUCUCCUUCUGGCUGGACUUCAUGGGUGCGACCAUGUCCUUGUUGGUAUCUCUGCUCGUAGUGCUCAGCAGUAAUGACUUCAUCAGUCCUUCUUUGAAAGGCUUGGCCAUGUCCUACACCACACAGCUGACAAGCAUACUUCAGUACGUAGUGCGGCAGGCAACGGAGGUGGAGGCGAGAUUUAACUCGGUGGAGCGGAUGCAGGAAUAUAUCAUGGGUUGUAAAUCUGAGGCCCCCAGACACAUAAAGGAGGCUCAAGUCCCAGAGGAUUGGCCAAAGAACGGAACCAUCACUUUUCAGGACUAUAAGAUGAGGUACAGAGAGAAUACACCCAUUGUCCUGAACGGGCUCAAUUUCGUCAUCCGAGCUGGAGAGAAGCUGGGCAUUGUGGGAAGAACAGGCUCUGGGAAGUCCUCUUUAGGCGUGGCUCUGUUCAGGCUAGUGGAACCAGCAGCAGGAACCAUCCUGAUAGAUGGCGUAGACAUUAUGGCCAUCGGUCUGCAGGAUCUGCGCAGCAAAUUGUCUAUCAUCCCCCAGGACCCUGUGCUAUUUAUUGGCACAAUCAGAUACAACCUAGACCCCUUCAAUAACUACAGUGAUGAGGAGAUCUGGGCAGCACUGGAGAAGACCUACAUGAAGGACUCAAUCUCCAGACUGGAGGGGAAACUACAGGCGCCGGUGAUGGAGAAUGGAGAGAACUUCUCUGUAGGAGAAAGACAACUGAUGUGUAUGGCUCGAGCACUACUCCGCAACUCCAAGAUCAUUAUUUUGGACGAGGCAACAGCAUCCAUCGAUGCAGAGACAGACUCCUUGAUCCAGAACACCAUCAAAGAAGCCUUCGAGGACUGCACCAUGCUCACCAUUGCCCAUCGGAUCAACACUGUGAUGCACGCAGAUCGUAUUCUGGUCAUGGACAACGGAGAGGUGGCAGAGUUAGACCCUCCAGAUGUGCUGAGGGACAGACCACAGUCUCUGUUCUCCUCACUCCUGACUGCUGCUAACACUGUCAACACCUGAACAACAGAGGCCCUGUGACACCACAGCACCACCACACAGUAAUAACUGCAACAUUAUACAGUGGAAAUAUCUUAUAGUGAUAACCUUUGUGCAGGUCAAAUUUAUCACUAUGGGUGCAUGAUUAUCAUAAUCGUUUUUUUUUUGUUUGUUUGUUUUAAAUUUCACAUGCAGAUUUCCAUCUAAUUGACACAUAUAUUUAUUACUUUUUUAUUGGAUGACCAGGAAUUAUCAAUCCUCUUGACCAGGGCAGCUUCAACCACAGAUGCUUUCCCCGAGCUCCUUUUCCUUUUUUGUCUCCAUCUCUAGCAGCCAUGACUGUUUCUCAUUGUUUGUGCAGAAUACACAGUAGCCUGAGAAACAUCGAGUUUGACUGCUGCAUCUCUUUGGCUUGUUUUCGGCAGUUUGUCACAAGCUUUGAGGAGACUACAUUCUUCACUAAGAGAAAAUUACUUUUUUAUCCUGUCAUGAUUUCAGUUGCACAGUGUUGUUGGAUGAUGUUAUUUUGUGUGAUUUUUUAUAAGAGUGGAUAUGAUAUAUUUGAAACGUAUUAUUUAUUACACAUUUCGUGGAAGCUUUUGCACUCUAUCAUGUUUAAGAACUGUAAAUAGAUUGUAUACUGUAACUCAUUAAUGUAAACUGAUUGCAGAUACAUGGACAAUGUUGCUGCUGGCACAGAUAGGUAAUAAAUCAUGGAAAUUUGUAA
Epinephelus lanceolatus (giant grouper) is the source of this 4957-nucleotide messenger RNA. RefSeq names its product ATP-binding cassette, sub-family C (CFTR/MRP), member 12 (gene abcc12). Gene Ontology annotation, cellular component: membrane. NCBI's taxonomy places the organism in Eukaryota, Metazoa, Chordata, Actinopteri, Perciformes, Serranidae. Gene Ontology annotation, biological process: transmembrane transport. The record is from RefSeq and is a predicted model, not a curated record. Gene Ontology annotation, molecular function: ATP binding; ATP hydrolysis activity; ABC-type transporter activity.